AUGUUCUUCCUCAUACUCGUCCUGCUUCACUCUUCCUCUGUUUUUGCUUCUUCAUCCUCCAUUGCUGCACUUACAAGAGGUAAAGAAGCGGAAGCUCUUCUAAAAUGGAAAGCUAGCCUUGACAACAACACCCAAACUUUGCUCUCUUCUUUGUGGGUUGGAGACAGCCAUUGCAGUUGGGUUGGAAUUACCUGCGACAAGGCUGAAAGCAUCACCAAUAUAAGCCUUCCAGACUAUGGGUUGAAAGGUACACUUCAUAGUCUUAACUUUCUUUUCUUCCCUAACCUGAUGAGGCUUAACCUUCGUAACAACUCAAUGUAUGGGCCCAUUCCCUCACACAUUGGGAACCUUUCCAAGCUCACCUUCCUUGACUUGUGUCAAAAUAAUUUCUCUGGUUCAAUCCCUGCUUCCAUAGGAAACUUGACCAGUCUAUCCAGUCUCUACCUUCAUCAAAAUAUGUUUUCUGGGUCGAUACCUCAAGAGAUAGGCAUGCUUAAAUCUCUCAGUGACUUUGCGUUGAGUCAAAAUAAUUUCUCUGGUUCAAUCCCUGCUUCCAUAGGAAACUUGACCAGUCUAUCCACUCUCUACCUUUAUCAAAAUAUGUUUUCUGGGUCGAUACCUCAAGAGAUAGGCAUGCUUAAAUCUCUUACUGACUUUGAUUUGAGUCAAAAUAAUUUCUCUGGUUCAAUCCCUGCUUCCAUAGGAAACUUGAUCAGCCUAUCUGUUCUCUACCUUGAUCAAAAUAUGUUUUCUGGGUCGAUACCUCAAGAGAUUGGCAUGCUUAAAUCUCUCACUGACUUUGCGAUGAGUCAAAAUAAUUUCUCUGGUUCAAUCCCUGCUUCCAUAGGGAACUUGACCAGUCUAUCCACUCUCUACCUUUAUCAAAAUAUGUUUUCUGGGUCGAUACCUCAAGAGAUAGGGAUGCUUAAAUCUCUCACUGACUUUGAGUUGAGUCAAAAUAAUUUCUCUGGUUCAAUCCCUGCUUCCAUAGUAAACUUGACCCGUUUAUCCACUCUCUACCUUUAUCAAAAUAUGUUUUCUGGGUCGAUACCUCAAGAGAUAGGGAUGCUUAAAUCUCUCUCUGACUUUUCUUUGAGUCAAAAUAAUUUCUUUGGUUCAAUCCCUGCUUCCAUAGGAAACUUGACCAGCUUAUCCACUCUCUAUCUUCAUCAAAAUAUGUUCUCUGGUUCAAUCCCUGCUUCAAUUGGAAACAUGAUGAAGCUUGCAAGGUUACAUCUUCAUUAUAAUCAUUUAUCAGGGCCAAUUCCUUCAACGCUCAACAAUCUUACUCAUUUGCAAUCAUUACAAUUAGGUGAUAACCAUCUCAGUGGUCCAUUACCUAAAAAUUUAUGCAAGGGAGGACAACUCGCAAAUCUUUCGGUUAUCAACAACAAUUUGACGGGUCAUAUCCCAGCAACUUUGAAAAAUUGCAAAAGUUUAUUCAGAGUUAGGCUUGAAGGAAACAACUUUACAGGAAAUAUAUCCGAAGCUUUUGCUGUGUAUCCGAAUUUGAAUCAUAUUUCAUUAAGCAACAACAGAUUUUAUGGUGAACUUUCUCCAAAAUGGGGGCAAUGUCAUAAUCUAACAAGCCUACAAAUCUACAAUAACAACAUUUCUGGAAAGAUACCACUUGAGUUGCAACAUGCAACUCAAUUACAGGAACUUGAUCUCUCUUCAAAUCAUCUUGUUGGUGAGAUUCCUAAGGAAUUAGCAGCAUUGACAUUGAUGUUCCGUCUUCUGCUAAGUGGUAACCAACUUUCAGGCAAAAUUCCACCAGAGAUUGGAGUUCUUUCAAAUUUACAACAUCUUAACUUGGCAUCAAACAAUUUAAGUGGUUCGAUUCCUUAUCAACUUGGAGAGUGCUCAAAUUUAUGGAAUUUGAAUUUGAGUAAAAAUAAACUUGGAGAAAGCAUUCCAUUUUCAAUAAGCUUCAUAUAUGGUCUUCAAAUUCUAGAUUUGAGUCAUAAUUUUAUUAUUGGAGCGAUACCACAACAGCUUGGGGAACUACACUCCUUGGAAAUAUUGGAUCUUUCUCAGAAUAUGCUCAAUGGUUCCAUCCCAGUUUCUUUCAGUGAUUUGCAAAGCUUGACUGUUGUGAAUAUCUCAUACAAUCAAUUAGAAGGCCCUAUUCCCAACAUUAAGGCAUUCCAUGAGGCUUCAUUUGAUGCCUUACGAAACAAUAAUGGCCUAUGCGGUAAUGCCACUGGACUAAUGCCUUGUGUUGUCGUUCAUAGAGAAAGCACCAAAGUCACCAUUUUCAUUGUGCUUCCACUCUUUGGUCUUCUUUUUCUCUUUAUCAUGGUUGGAAGUUUCCUUAUUCUUUGCCAAAAGAAACGAACCAGAAAAUCUGAGUUAAUGGAGGCACAACUUGGAGAUAUUGUCACAAUAUGGGGAUAUGGAAGAAUACUCUAUGAGAACAUUAUUGAAGCCGCUGAAGAUUUCAGCUUCAACAAUUACAUUGGUUCAGGAGGCUAUGGAGCUGUUUAUAAAGCUGUGCUACCCAUUGGUGAGGUGGUUGCUGUGAAGAAACUUCACCAAUCUGAAGAUAGCAUGAUUUCUAGCAACUUGAAAGCCUUUGAAAGCGAGAUUCAUGCUUUAUCAGAAAUAAGGCAUCGUAACAUUGUGAAGCUGUAUGGCUUUUGUUCACAUCCAAAGAAUUUAUUUUUGGUUUAUGAGUUUGUAGAAAAGGGAAGUUUGAAAAUGGUGUUAAGCAACAAGGACGAGGCAAUGGAGUUGGAGUGGGAGAAGAGGCUAAAUGUUGUAAAAGGAGUGGCCAAUGCCUUGUCUUAUAUGCAUCAUGACCAUUCACCACCUAUAAUUCAUCGAGACAUUUCCAGCAACAAUGUUCUUCUGGAUUUGAACUAUGAGGCUCAUAUCUCAGAUUUUGGCACAGCCAGGCUUUUAAAGCCAGACUCCUCCAAUUGGACCUCACUUGCUGGCACUUUUGGAUACAUAGCUCCAGAGUUGGCUUAUACAAUGAAAGUAGAUGAGAGAUGUGAUGUUUAUAGUUUUGGGGUGCUAACAAUGGAAAUAAUUAUGGGGAGGCAUCCUGGUGAUUUUAUUUCAUGUUUGCCAUCAUCGUUUUCGGCAUCGACAUCAACAUCAACAUUGGCACCAAAUGACAACCAACAGAUUUUAUUUAAAGAUGUGAUUGACCAUCGUCUUUCACCACCAGUAAGACGAAUUGCAAAGGAUGUUGUCUCCACUACAAAGCUAGCAUUUGCAUGCUUGAAUGGCAAUUCCCAACUUCGGCCAACCAUGCGACAAAUUGCUCAAGCCCUUACCCGUCAAUCACUUCCAUUGCCCAAUCCUUUCUCAAUCAUAAAAUUGGGAGAAUUGUGGGAUCAUGAAAUCUGAAAUGGCUAAUAUUAAGGUGCUAACAAUUUGAAUAAUAAAUCUAAGCAUGUGUAUUUGCUUUCAAUCUAUUUCUUGAUCUCUUCUUUGUAUUGAAAAUGUUUAAGCACUCUGGUAAUAAAGCUUUUGUAGUGAAUUGAC
This is a messenger RNA of Durio zibethinus, 3495 nucleotides long. The record is from RefSeq and is a predicted model, not a curated record. NCBI's taxonomy places the organism in Eukaryota, Viridiplantae, Streptophyta, Magnoliopsida, Malvales, Malvaceae.